Molecule: messenger RNA, 1729 nt
Organism: Equus caballus (horse)
Lineage: Eukaryota; Metazoa; Chordata; Mammalia; Perissodactyla; Equidae
Gene: CNRIP1
Product: cannabinoid receptor interacting protein 1
Biological process (GO): negative regulation of signaling receptor activity
Cellular component (GO): plasma membrane
Molecular function (GO): type 1 cannabinoid receptor binding
Source: RefSeq, a predicted model, not a curated record
CCCACUGAAGGGGAUUGCGGUGCGUAAACAGGAUUAACUCUCUCGUCCCCAGCUGCGCUGAUCUUCCAGCGGCCUGCGGGCCGGAGCGAGGCCACGGGUGCGCGGUGGGCGCAGCACGGAGAGCGGGGGAUGGGGAAGCUGGGGGCCUCGGAGCUGUCUCUGGUGCGCGCUUGCUCGCUGUGUGGGGCGGGGGGCCACAGCCUCUGGAGCUGCUCCUCAAAAGCCCGAGCGGACGGCCGCGACGGCGCGGGCUCCUAGAGGCAGCCUCCCCUCCGCCACCUCCCUCUCCCUCCCGGCGCUUCCUCUCCGCCCACCGCGCUCCAGCCGCUCGGCCGCAGCCAGCGCUGUCCUCUGCCCCCCGAAGAAGCCGCGCCCGCCCCGCGCCCAGCCAUGGGGGACCUGCCGGGCCUCGUGCGCCUCUCCAUCGCGCUGCGCAUCCAGCCCAAUGACGGCCCGGUCUUCUUCAAGGUGGACGGGCAGCGCUUCGGCCAGAACCGCACCAUCAAGCUGCUCACCGGCUCCUCCUACAAGGUGGAGGUGAAGAUUAAGCCCCCCACGCUGCAGGUCGAGAACAUUUCCAUUGGUGGUGUGGUUGUCCCACUGGAGCUGAAGUCUAAAGAGCCUGAUGGGGACAGAGUUGUUUAUACGGGCAUGUAUGACACAGAAGGUGUGGCCCCAACCAAGAGUGGAGAACGGCAACCCAUUCAGAUCACCAUGCCGUUCACUGACAUUGGGACCUUCGAGACGGUGUGGCAAGUCAAGUUCUACAAUUACCACAAGCGAGACCACUGCCAGUGGGGAAGCCCCUUCUCCGUCAUUGAGUACGAGUGCAAGCCCAACGAGACGCGCAGUCUCAUGUGGGUGAACAAGGAGUCCUUCCUCUGAAAUGGCUCUUUCUGAUGUUGCUGGACAAUCUCUUCAGAAAUCUACUCUUAGAUAACCCAGCACAAGCCUUCCCCAAGGCACACCACACCGUUGCUGUUUCCCAUUGGGUGCCAAUGACCUGCUAGCCCUGAUUAUUUGGAAAGUGUAAUUCUCCUCUGAUGCAAUAUCCCUGACAUAAAAGAUCGUGAUGUACCACCCCCGAAAGACCCCUUUCUGUACUCUGUGUCCGUGUUCCUGCAUCCAGGUGUUCUCAGUCAUGCUAUUGACUGCUUGUGAGUGGAGCUCAGUGGAAUUGGCAGGCAUGUCCCAUACUUACUGGUUCCAGAGAAUGACUGUGGUGUUUUGUUUCCAAGUUAAGUGAUUCCUCCUUUUUGGUAAAUUGUUAAAUAAAAAAUAACAAUGUGUAGGUUCUUUCCUAAGUGUAAUAUGGUAACACGUAACUUGCAAUGUUUUCCAGCUCCCAAAGCAGGCUUUGUGAAAAUGUAAUACAAACAGCAGUAAAAGGGGACUCGAAUGUUGUGCCCCCAUAAUCAACUUCUUCAAGGAAGGAUAAGAACAAACUAAAAGGACAAAUAUUUAGGAAGUAUUUAUAAUGUAUUAAAACUCUUUCAAGCAACUUAAGGUAUUGUGGUGUGGCCUAGUGGAAAUGGGAAAAAGCAUUUUUGUGGCCCACUGUUAAACAAGGUGACAGGAGUUAGAGGGUAACCUCUUUGCAAGCUACCCUCACGUUCAAACGUGCAUAUUGAUGGCAUUCCUGCAUUCCCCUUCACUUGAACUUUGUAAAACUGUGUAUGGAACAGUAAUCAACUUUUGAUAUUUCUUAAUAAAGGUCUUGAAAAUCAUA